Molecule: messenger RNA, 2875 nt
Organism: Striga asiatica
Lineage: Eukaryota; Viridiplantae; Streptophyta; Magnoliopsida; Lamiales; Orobanchaceae
Source: the annotation of a GenBank genome assembly
UUUCAAACCACAAUCAACGGCGCGUGAUUGUGAAACAGUGACAGAGAUAGAGAAAAACGUUGGGAAUUGCAUCAGAGCAAAAACCACUCACGUUCUUCUCUCUCGAGCUACCAAGAAAUUGCUUUCUCUCUCUCUCUCCCCCUCUCUGUAGUCUGUAUUUUCUUUCCUUACUUUUUUCACCAUUUUUUAUUGAAACUCGUGCGGGGUAACAAUAGCUUAGCGCUAAUUUCUAUCCCAAAAGAUAAAGCAAAAGGGUUUUUGAGAAACACCUGUGUUCUUUUUCACACUUCUUGUACCUCGGGUUAGGCCUUUUUUCUCUAUUGAGAUAACAAAAAUAUGCAGACCACUACUAAAUCAAGACCCGGUUCUCUGAACGUGCCUCAAAAACGUUCUCCCACCAAAUCGAAGCUCAAAACUCAAGGAUCAGAUUCUGAUCCUUCUUUGUCACCAAGUCCUGUAAGAAAAACACCUAAAGAUAGAAGUCCUAUAAAUGUCGAACGCCGAUCUCCAAGAACUCCAGCAGUAGAGAAGAAAAAACCGAGCAAAGUUUCCGAACUAGAUUCUCAGCUGGCCCAUCUCCAAGACGAGCUAAAAAUAGCCCGGGACCAAUUGCUCUCAUCUGAGUCGUGCAAGAAAAAAGCCGAGCAGGAUGCUGACGAGGCUAAAAUCCAGCUGGCGACAAUCUUAGCCCAGCUCGACAAAACCCAAAAGCAGCUGCACGAGCUUUCCGAUUCUGAGGAUGCUCGAAUCCAAGAACUACGCAAAAUUUCUCAAGAUCGAGACAAAGCAUGGCAAUCUGAGCUGGAAGCCGUUCGAAAACAGCACUCCAUGGAUUCUUCAGCUUUAGCUUCGGCACUUAACGAGAUACAGAGGCUCAAAUCCCAACUCAGCAAAGUUUCCGAAUCCGAAGCUUCUCAAGCAAGGCAUGCUGAGUCAGCACACGCAGAGGUUCACAGCUUGAGAGUUGAACUCGAAGAAACUCUUGAGCUUGUCGAGACGUUGAAAAGCCAGUUGAGUGAGUGCAGAGAAUCGGAAGAAAAGGCUCUGGAGGAAGUUUGUGGGGCCCAAAUGGUUUUAGAAGUUGUGAAAAAUGCUGAGGAGAAAUUAAAUUUGGAAAACGGUAAUGUUAUGGAAUUGUAUAAAUCGUUGAUGGUGGAAUUGAAUGAGUCGAGGAGCAAAGUGAGCUUUUUGGAGGGACUCGUUCAGAAAUUCCAGGCUGAUUUUUCUAAUGCCAGCAAGAAUAAUUCGGCUGAAAACGAGGGAAUUAUGAAAACUGAGAUUGAUAACUUGAGGAAUGAAGUGAGUCGGUUAAGAGAUGCCCUUGAGGAUGCUGAGAGAAGGUAUCGAGACGAAUACUUAGAAAUGACUGAGCAGAUAAAGGAUGCGAAUGAACUUGUGAAGCUCGUAAAAAUCGAAUCUUGCAAAAGGGAAUCUGAACUGGAGGCAAAGUUGAAAGAAUCGAAAGCCGGGUUUGAAGAAUUGAAGGCUGAAAUGAUCGAAAAAGAGAAUGCUUUACAAAGUGAGCUUGAGUUCGAGCAAAAAAAAGCAGAAUACACUUUAGAAGACCUAAAAGCGAACUUAUUAGACAAAGAAAUGCGCCUGCAGGCCAUUACUGAAGAAAACGAGUCGCUUAAAUCCGAAAUCUUGAAAAAAGAAGCCGAAAAAAGCGAAGAAAGUGACAAUGCACUUGCUAAGGCUGAGGCUGAACGAGAAUUGCUCAUGAAGCUUGAAAAUAUGACUCAAGAAGCUGAUAAAAGUAGCCGGAAAGCCGAGCGGCUAGCCAAGGAGCUUGAUGCGGCUCAAGCUGCCGGCUCAGAAAUGGAAGCUGAGCUGAGGAGGCUAAAAGUUCAGUCUGAUCAGUGGAGAAAAGCGGCAGAGGCAGCUGCUGCCAUGCUCUCAGAUGGGAACAAUAAUGGGAAAUUUGUCGAGAAAAUGGGCGGUUUGGAUUAUCAGAUAAUCGGGGGGAAAAUGGCGUCAUCGCCAUUUUCGGAUGAGGAUUUGGGUGUGAAGAAGAAUGGGAAUGUGUUGAAAAAGAUCGGAAUGUUUUUCAUUCAAGCUGAAAAAUUGGAGGGGCUACUAGAUUCUACUACUACUGCUGCAGAAAAGUUUAACCUCAGCAGCAUUUCCUCUGCAAGCCUCAAUUUCCAUUCUCACGUUUUCCGAGCUCAGCAAUCAUGGGUGCUUCCUGAGCUGAAUUCGCUCAUGAAGACACGUGGUAUGGGAGCUGGUCGCAAGCUGAAGUCCCACCGCAUAAGGCAGAGGUGGGCUGACAAGGCCUACAAGAAAUCCCACCUUGGCAACGAGUGGAAGAAGCCAUUUGCUGGCUCAUCUCACGCCAAGGGCAUUGUGCUCGAGAAAAUAGGCAUUGAAGCUAAGCAGCCAAACUCUGCCAUCCGUAAGUGUGCUAGGGUUCAGCUCAUUAAGAAUGGAAAGAAAAUUGCUGCUUUUGUCCCCAAUGACGGUUGUUUGAACUACAUUGAAGAAAACGAUGAGGUAUUGAUUGCCGGAUUUGGACGUAAGGGACAUGCCGUGGGAGAUAUUCCUGGUGUUAGGUUUAAGGUGGUGAAGGUUUCGGGUGUUUCACUUCUAGCACUCUUCAAGGAGAAAAAGGAGAAGCCAAGGUCUUAAGUCAUUCGAUUCGUUUUUUCCCUCCACAAACGGCAUCUUAAGUUUUGAGAUGAAAUCUUUGAUAUCUUAAGUUUAUUAAGUGAACUUUCGUUUUAUGUUGCUUAAAAUGUCAAACCCGAUUCUCUUAUGUAUGAGCUCAUGAUAAAUGACUGAGAUUUAUGUGCUUGGAAUUUUCAGGGUUUUGUUAUUUACAAUCAAGAGAAGGUUUGGUUUUCAUUUCCAUAUCCAUCAAGUUUUCGGCAGCUCA